GGCCAGCCUUGCCCUCACAGCCCCUCUGAGCAACCCGUCAGGAGGCAGCAGACAGAUCAAUGGUCAAGCCGGGGGCGAUUUGCUCUGCCACAGGCUACUGGAAAGCAGCUUUUUGCCUCACAGACAUCCACAAAAUGCCUUAUUUUACAAGACUCAUUUUGUUCUUGUUUUGCCUGAUGGUUCUUGUGGAGAGCAGAAAGCCCAAGAAGAAGCGAUGGACAGGGCAGGUGGAAAUGCCCAAGCCAAGUCACUUAUAUAAGAAGAACCUUGAUGUGACCAAGAUCCGGAAGGGAAAGCCUCAGCAACUUCUCAGAGUGGACGAGCACGACUUCAGCAUGAGGCCCGCCUUCGGAGGCCCUGCCAUCCCAGUGGGCGUGGACGUGCAGGUGGAGAGCCUGGACAGCAUCUCCGAGGUGGACAUGGACUUCACGAUGACCCUGUACCUGCGGCAUUACUGGAAGGAUGAGAGGCUAGCUUUCUCCAGCGCCAACAACAAGAGCAUGACCUUCGAUGGCCGGCUGGUGAAGAAGAUCUGGGUCCCUGAUGUCUUCUUUGUUCACUCCAAAAGGUCGUUCACUCAUGACACCACCACUGACAAUAUCAUGCUGAGGGUGUUCCCGGAUGGACACGUGCUGUACAGCAUGAGGAUUACGGUCACUGCCAUGUGCAACAUGGACUUCAGCCACUUUCCCCUGGACUCCCAGACCUGUUCUUUGGAGUUGGAGAGCUAUGCCUAUACAGAUGAAGAUCUGAUGCUGUACUGGAAGAAUGGGGAUGAAUCCCUAAAAACAGACGAGAAGAUCUCCUUGUCUCAGUUUCUGAUUCAGAAAUUUCACACGACUUCCAGACUGGCCUUCUACAGUAGCACUGGCUGGUACAACCGUCUGUACAUCAAUUUCACGUUGCGUCGCCACAUCUUCUUCUUCUUGCUCCAAACAUAUUUCCCCGCCACUCUGAUGGUCAUGCUGUCCUGGGUGUCCUUCUGGAUCGACCGCAGAGCUGUGCCUGCCAGAGUUUCACUGGGUAUCACGACGGUGCUGACCAUGACCACCAUCAUCACGGGCGUGAACGCCUCCAUGCCGCGUGUUUCCUACGUCAAGGCCGUGGACAUCUACCUCUGGGUCAGCUUUGUGUUCGUGUUCCUCUCGGUGCUGGAGUACGCGGCCGUCAACUACCUGACCACCGUGCAGGAGCGCAAGGAACGGAAGCUGCGGGAGAAGUUCCCGGGCAUGUGUGGAAUGCUUCAUUCGAAAACCAUGAUGCUGGAUGGAAGCUACAGUGAGUCUGAGGCCAACAGCCUGGCUGGGUAUCCCAGAAGCCAUAUCCUAACGGAAGAAGAAAGGCAAGACAAAAUAGUGGUCCACCUGGGCCUGAGUGGUGACGCCAACGCUGCCAGAAAGAAGGGGCUUCUGAAGGGCCAGAUGGGUUUUCGUAUCUUCCAGAACACCCAUGCCAUUGACAAAUACUCUAGGUUGAUAUUCCCUGCCUCCUACAUUUUUUUCAACUUAAUUUAUUGGUCAGUGUUUUCCUAGGGGUUCCAAGGCUGUUCCUAGAAGAGGGCAUAGACAUCAAGGGGGCCUGGCCAGUCAUUGACAGGUGGACUUGUUGACCACAUGCCCCUCACCAGACAGAGCGGCAGCUACUGGACCACCCUGAGCAGCACUCAUCUCUCAGAGGAGCCCAGGAGCCCUCCAGCUACCCUGACCCCAGACUUCAUGGGGCUACUCCUUGUUCGUGCUAUGUCUCAUGUCACACUUCACGUCUCUCUGGGACCUUCUGUUCUUGUGUGUGAACUAGUUAACAAGAACUCCCCUCCUAUAAAUAAGGACUCAAAUGCCUCCUAGACAUUCUUAGACCCUCAGGAUGUCUAGGAUUCAGCUGUGGAGGGAAAAGGAAGAACUGAAGUGCAAGGUUAGGGGCAUUCUGGAUAGGAGAUAGGAAAUUAGGAACAAAAAAUCCCCAUAAACCUAUACAACUGGAUUAAGUGCCUACCUAGAAGGGAAAAGAGCUCAGAUCCCAGACAGGAAAUGAUUUGCCUGUGGGAGUAUGGCAACCCACAGGAUUUUGCAAUAUUAGAGGAG
Messenger RNA from Mandrillus leucophaeus (drill), 2081 nucleotides. RefSeq names its product gamma-aminobutyric acid (GABA) A receptor, rho 2 (gene GABRR2). Lineage: Eukaryota; Metazoa; Chordata; Mammalia; Primates; Cercopithecidae. The coding region runs from base 60 to 1532 and encodes 490 amino acids. Gene Ontology annotation, cellular component: synapse; membrane; neuron projection. Gene Ontology annotation, biological process: monoatomic ion transmembrane transport; regulation of membrane potential; chemical synaptic transmission. The transcript has 9 exons. Gene Ontology annotation, molecular function: neurotransmitter receptor activity; extracellular ligand-gated monoatomic ion channel activity; GABA-A receptor activity. The record is from RefSeq and is a predicted model, not a curated record.